This is a messenger RNA of Capronia epimyces CBS 606.96, 3114 nucleotides long. RefSeq lists its product as uncharacterized. The coding region runs from base 1 to 3114 and encodes 1037 amino acids. Gene Ontology annotation, cellular component: nuclear pore outer ring. The record is from RefSeq and is a predicted model, not a curated record. Gene Ontology annotation, biological process: mRNA export from nucleus; protein import into nucleus; positive regulation of DNA-templated transcription. Lineage: Eukaryota; Fungi; Ascomycota; Eurotiomycetes; Chaetothyriales; Herpotrichiellaceae. The transcript has a single exon. Gene Ontology annotation, molecular function: structural constituent of nuclear pore.
AUGGUGAACAAAUUCUCUGCCGACUACUCGUCGAGCAUCAACUCGACACCAGCCAGGCCUGCAUCUCGCUCGCAUCUCUUCUCUUCCAAUGCGCCUCACCUGGCGAGUACGACUCCUAUCGCUCCUCCUCCUUCCCAGAUCUUCGGCAGCUCGACCUUUGGCUCUGGUGUCAGUAAGCUGCAGCUGUCCAAGCCUUCAAAAUUAUCCCCGCCACUUGGUCCAUCCAGAAACAAUCCCGCCCUUCCUCCCACAAAAAAUGCCAUCCCCGGCAAGAUAGCUUCCAGGCCGUAUCACACGUCCUUCAACACAUCACUAGCCUCGGAAUACACCAUUCACAGUGAGGAUGACUAUGCCGAUCAAGACAUGGAAGAGGACGAUGACCAAGAUGACACAAACCUCCGCCUCCCGCAAGGCGUUCGGUCCGUCAAUCGACAGUCUGCUGCGUCACUGCUCAAGUUCAGCCAGCGGGAUUCAAGGAUGUCGACUCCACGCAAAUCUCUUCGCAGCUCGCGACUUUCCGCCCUGCCUAACAAAGGCAACGACUCGGUCGUCCCCAACCUCGCCCGUGAAUUAGCUGCGAGAGCGCAGUCUGCCCAUUUGACUGAACCCGAUGAGGUCAUUCUCAGGACAGAACAAAUUCUUCGCCAACUAGACGAACAAACACAAUAUCUAAGAGACAAUGCCAGGAUUCUCCGCGCAAUCACUGAUCACGUCUACCUCCUCCUUCCUGAAUGGCAGCGUUUCGUUGAAAUCGACCGGCCUUCGCUCGACAGCAGCGACAUAGGCCCCCAGCCUUCGGCAACACCCUUCGCCAAAGCCAAUUACCUUGCCUCCUUGCUCCUAGCUCUUCAUCAUCCACCUCCGUCAUCGGACGGCAUGGUUCUUCCUACUCCGCAGAUCCUCCUCGAUUGGCUCGAUACCUAUCAUGUGUCGUACGAACCGCUUUACGGGACAGUUGCCUCAACCCAUCCCAAUUGCACAUCCCAUGACCUCUUCUGGGAUGCCGUACAAAGCCUGAUGCUGCGAGGAAAGUUUGACUUGGUCAUGCACCUCUUUGCCGAGGCAGAUUUUAGAUAUGCCGCCUCCGCGGUAGAUGAUGGAAUGGACGAACCUGGCUACAAGGGUGCCCAACUCCAGUCAGUACAGAGUGUCAUAUACAGAGCUCGGCUCCUUCUUAAUUCAUGCCCUGUUGUUCAAUCUGGGGAUUGGAAUGUUACAGGACCUGAAUGGGACCUGUUCCGCACUCAGGUGGAGUCCGAAUUGGACAACCUGACGGAUCUGGCAGCUUCUCAAAAUGACGAAGACAGCACUUCCUUCGAAGCUGAGAACUUUGGCCUUCGCAAGCCCGGAAUGAGCCUCCUUGGGAAACUUGGUCAGAGCACGCCAUCAGCUCUUCCCUGGACAAUCUUUCAAAAUCUCAAAAUUCUUUACAGCAUUCUACUAGGGAGUGCCGAAGAGAUUGCCGCCCAGUCGCAAGACUGGCUAGAAGCUGCCACCUCAUUGACGAUAUGGUGGGAUGGUUCUGUGGAUGCUGCAGUCGCCCAGUGGAGUUUUGAUGUCAGUCGUGCUAACAACCUGGCUGAAGAUGUUGGGGAUCUCAACCCUUAUGUUGGUCGACUUCGAGAUUCAUUCCUGAGUGUGACGGAUCCCAAUGACAACAACUCGUUCCAGAUCAACGCCAUGUCACCGGUUGAAGUGGGGCUCGGAGCUAUACUGCAAGGCAGUCCUCAAAGCGCGUUGAUUGUGCUGCGGGCUCUAUCCCAAUGUGUUGCCUCGUCCAUUGCUGAGAUCGGAACAAAGGCAGAUUGGAUUGAAGCUGAUACCUCAGCUCGACCAGCUGGCCUGAACGAGGAGGAUCUGAUGGUACUCAGUUACGGUGCUCCUAAGCAGGGCGUCGGUAAGGACGACAUCCUCCUAGGAUACGCUGACCGAGUUUUUGAAAAGCCUAUCUUGCGACUUGCUGAUGGGUCUGCUGUUGAAGGCUGGGAAGUUGCCAUCUCGAUUGUCACCAGAUUAGACGAUCGCGAGGUGAUGCACACGGCUGUCACCAGGUUUCUUGAACGGCUCGAAGUCGUGUCGCAAGAUCGCGCUGAGAAGCUCACGAAUCUGUGUUCAGACCUUGGUCUUCAAGACGAAGCACGUAACGUAUCGGAUCGGUUCGGCGACUAUCUCGUUAACAAUACCGCCGAAUACGGUACCGCGUUGUUAUGUUACGCCAGAAGCCAUGCAUCACACAAAAUCCGUCACCUGAUUGAUCUGCUGGUCAGCUACUCGCUCGUGCAGUCUAGGGCUUACCCACCGGAGGAUGAGAUGGACGAGGGAUUGCAGAGCCUGGUGCAAAAUCCCAAAACGGCCUUAUCAGAUAUUGCUGAAGUCGACCCGGAAGCUGCCGAGAUGUUACAAUUCUACCUAGUCGGAUAUGCUUGUCUGCGCCGAUUCUACGCUCUGAGGGAUGAGGACUCGCUUCCAAAUGGACAGGGUAGUUUGUCGAAUCUUCAUCCUUUUGCACGCAAACAGGCUGCAUCCAAGGCCCUGGUGGCAGCAAUCAACAGCGCCGCGGACAGCAUCUAUGGAGGGCUAUACGACCCAGACCGCCAAUCUGCCAUUCAGGUCGACGGGUUGCUAACACUGCUGGGGGAGGCCACCGCCCUUCUUGCAAGUAACAGCGCUUCUGACAAAAACGUCCUCACUUCCCAGCAGAUCUAUGCUCUCUUAGCGGCCAUCGAGGACCUGUCCACUGUAUCUCCACGUGUGUACGAGGCCACGGAAGAAUGCCUGCAGGCUGCACUACGGAAUUACCACGGCUCUCAGCCGCCUAGCCCGCACGCCCUUCUGAAGAAGAGCAUGUCCUCGGGCACCAACUCCAACUUCAGCUUCAGCAUGAUUGGGUCGGAGAUGUUGGCGAAGAGUGAUCUAACGAGCACAGGGGCUGGCGGGAAGAGUGCAGCAAGCAGUGGAGUUUUGGUUCCUGAGCCGAGAAGUGAUAUUGUCAGGGGGUGGGACUGGAGAGCGAGAUUCAAGGAUAAGGAUGUCGUUGGACGGGAUGUUGUCAAGGUGCUGAGGUUGGGACUCGCGGGGGAGUUGAGCAUGGUUGAGCUGACAGCCGAAGCAUGA